AUCAUAGAAUUGAGGUCGAGCCGAACUACUUAUCUUAAUGACGAGUUAAGUAGGGUUUAUCUAAUAAAUGAGCUAGCUCGAGUUCGACACUCAACUCAUUUAUAAAUGAGCCAAACUCGAGCUCUGCUCGUUUAUUAACAAGCCAAAUCUGAACAUGACAAAACUCGACUCAGCUCAUUAAAUUUAUUUCAGAAUCAAAAUGGACUUCUUCCUUCCGGCUAGGUCAAAGAGAAGGCAAAAGCUCUUGGAUCAUAUAUGGAACAGAAACGCCGCCUUGUUGAAUUGUGGAUUGUGUGGUGAAAAAAAGUGAUGAAUUUAAAGUUUUGAACUUUAUCAUAGUUCUUGCAUGUUAGACACUGUAUUCUGAUAUCACGUUCUCGGAGACAUCUGAUUAGUGGCAUCAUUAGUAAGUUCAAGUGUUCAACCCCCACUCGUUGUAGCCCAUUCAUUAUCAAAAUGAAAGUGAGUUGAACGAUCUCCAAUGUCCCUUUGGACUCAAACCCUAGCCUCAUGUGGCCAACAAUAUCUGAUAUAGUUCCUUCAUCAUCUUUCAUCAACCUAAACAUCAAUUUUGGCAUGAGUUAGCUUGAUAUGAAGGUUUUCAUGAGGAAAUCGACCUUACUUUGUCGUAUUUUAUGAUUUUCUUGGUUUUAGUGAUGAAAUUGCAGGUCUUAUAUAUUCGUUUACAAUCGAUCGGGAUGGCGCAUUAUAGUUUCUAAUGCGACGAGAGUACGAACACGUACGUUACUUCUACACCGAAAACAUAACAAUAACUGAAAUAUACUUCUUCUCCUCAUCAUAAUUGAACCACAAAGUACAUAUUUAUAGAAAAACGUAGAAAAACCUAAUAGCUAACCCUAUGUUACGUACUCGGCCAAGCAAUUGCGGCCAACUACGUCUAAUCCCAACCCACUCUAAAACAUACCUCAAUUAUCUCCUACACUAUUAAUAAUAAUAACUGAUCUCCUAAUGAUUCUGGUGUUAUAAUGCACCACAAGAAUCUAUUUGGAGUUCAUCCGGACAUGUUUGCAUUGCAUAGAAGUAAGAAUGGUAGCAUAGGUCACGACCACAUCACGGCCGUGAACAUAGUCGCGAACUUCAGCAACCAGCCAAUGAGAGGGUAGAAAGUCUCGACACCCGACUAGAGGGCCAAGGGGAUUUUCGACCCCGAAAAAGAUCACGACCGUGCAUGAUCCCAUGAUGGAGGCCACGAUCUCGAGUCUCGACACUGGAAUGAUGACAAGACUCGAAGUUCGGGUGAUUCAACGUUGUUUUGGCCAUGCCCAUGAGAGGCACGCAUCGGGUCCCUAUAUGAUCUAGACCCCAAACCGAAUUCGAACCAAAUUCAAUUCGAUCAAUCCGAACUAGAAUACAAAUCUGUUUUCAUGUCCAAACCCAGAACUCUUCCUCUUGGCUUGUGAUCUGCCGACUACCAUCCCCUCUCGCUCUUCUCAUUCAUUUUCUACCUCUCCGUCUCUCUCCUUUUUUUUCCACUCUAACUGUACAACAUCAAAACACCAAAAUCAAUGAAGAUCCCAGGUGGAGGGGAGGAAGGAAAACAGAUACGAUGGGGAAGAGUAACAACAAGAGAGUAGGAAGGGAAGUGGUUCGCUGUCGUCAGGUCUGCUUCACAUGCAGCCACUCCACCAGCCACCAUCGAGCGCGCCGCUGCCAAGAUGUCAGCCUAAGAAUCGUCGGUACAGAUUGUCUUUUCUCGCCUCUCAUGGCCAAGAUCUAGAAACAGUCUUACCCCUUUCUCAAGUUCUGUGUCGUCCUGCUUCAGAUCGAAUCCAGUCGCACAGCUGCCCAAGGACUGCGACGUCUUGCUUUGUAUCCUCUUCUCUAGCUAGCGAUGGCGAGAGAUGAUAAGAUGAGAAAAGGUAGUGGCUGGCUGGCUGGCUGCCGAGGUUGGGACUUGGAAGGCUAUGAUCAGUUGUGGCUUGUUGGGGUUUUGGACUAUAACAUAUUGUUUGGUAUAAAUGAAUUUCAUAAAUUUUGAGAAAUUUAUUCCGGAAAAUGAAACAUUUGUGUUUGGUAUUUAAAAGAAUUUAUUUUCAAUUCUAAAUUUUGAAAUUCUAUAGAAUUGAAACUAGUUAUAGCCAUUCCGAGGAAUUGAGAUGGAAUUUCCAAAUGAAUUCCACAAGUAUUUACUAAUUAUAAUAAAAUGAUAUAAUUAUCCUCUUUUAUAAUGAAUUCAUUUGAUAAUGAAUUAUACAUGGGAUUUCAUUUUAUUUCUAUAGAUUUGAAUAUGGCAUACCAAAAAAGGCUACCUGCACCAUAGCGAAAUUGGCGGACAAUUUAAACAUGAAACAUUGUUACGCAAACUAUUAUUGAAAAACAUAUGAACUAUUGAAAAGCACAUGAACUAUUAUUCAAAACAUAUUGACAAGUAUUCGACAGAUAGACGAACAAAUACUCCAUACACAAACGAAUAUUACUAACGGACAAAACGAAAAAUGAUCUUUAUGUACUUUGUUUACUGUUAGUAAUAGUGUUGAAUACUGGUUUACAUAGUACACAAUAUGCGUUGACAUUUAUAUGAAUAUGAGUUGAACUAGUAUCGAAGAUGAGAAUUUGAAUAAUUUUCAGUUAACACUAAAUAUGAGAAUACCUGUUGGAACUCAUUCAAUACUCUUCUUUUAUGUUUCAACUUUUAAGUAAUAUGGGUAUGCCACCUAUUAGAUAUUUGUAAAUGCAUGUUCUGAGUUUAGUUCAACUCAUAUUCACUACCAAGUAAACUCAAUUUGACGUGAGCUAAACUUAUAUUAAUCGUCAAUUUAAGUCAUAUUCAAAACCAUGUAAACUUAAACUCAUUGGCUAUUCGACUUAUAUUCAAUAAUAGGUGAAGUCAUAUUCUUGUCAAUUUGAAUCAUAUUCGAUACCAUGUAAACUUAAAUUAAGUGACAAAUUCAACUCAUAUUGAAUACUAGUUCACUCAUAUUCCUUGUCAUUUAGGUAAUAUUCAGUACCAUGCAAACUUAAAUUUAGUGACUGUCCAACUCAUAUUCAAGCAGCACAAGACCAACCACAGGUUCCAACAAACGGGUAGGGCUAGGUCCAAACUUAAUCAAACAACCCAGCGUGGCAGGGAAGAUUUUCUGUGGCGUGGAGCGGGUACGGAACAGGUGCAUCGGAUGAGGAUCUGGUGGUGGAGGUGAUGCGUGGAGGAACCAGAUCUAGGUUUUGGUGGACCUGUUUUGGAGGUCUCAUGUGAACUGAUUUGAAAUUUUCUUCUGCUCGUCAUUGUAAACGGCCAUUUGCUUCUCUGUGUCGAAAUUUGUAACAGCCAUGUAAGCUGGUUAGAUCGAUCAAUGAGUUGAAGAAUAAGAGAAAUGGGAAGGAUUUUUCAGAGAAAAAUGAUGAAGAGAGUGGGUGAAAAAAAGCAGCUUUGCUAUUUUUCUCCUUCUCUUUGAAAUCCAGAUCUGGAAGCUCUGGUAUUCUUCUUCAUUUUUUCAAUGGCAGAUUGUGGAGAGAGAAAAAAAUAUGAGGAAGAAGGUUGCGAGAGAAGAAGUUCCAAAUAAAAAAAAAAAGAGAAAAGAGAUCUGAAAGAAAGAAGUUUUGGUAUUCUUCUUCUUCUCUUCAAUGGCCGCUCCCUCCCCUUCUUUCUCCCUUCCUCAGUUCCUCCAGCCGUUGCUUCCUGGCCACUCAUUUUUAAGUGGGUGGUCUUUUUGCUGAGGUGGACCAAUGAGGGCUUUGUGUGCACAUACACACAAAAAAGGCUAUGUGCACCA
Messenger RNA from Linum trigynum, 3731 nucleotides. Lineage: Eukaryota; Viridiplantae; Streptophyta; Magnoliopsida; Malpighiales; Linaceae. The record is from the annotation of a GenBank genome assembly.